CGAGUUUGAGCUCAAGCUGGGGCUGCGCCAGCGCGAUCGGCGCGCACUGCCGUACCGCAAUCCCCGCCCUCGAAGAGAAAGAGCCUCUGGGCAAUUGGGCGGCAGAGGGACCAGCGCAGGCAGCCGAGGAGGCCCCGAGCCGCGGAGCCGCCACCUGCUUCCGAGGGCAGGGCAGCCACCGGCCGGGGGGCGGAGAGCUUCAAGGACCCCCAUCUCGGAGGACUCCCACCUGGAGGUCUCCAACUUGGAGGGCUCCUGCUACGGCGUCAUGGAGGAGGCGGCCGGCCCGCCGCGCAGCAUCUGGGCGCAGUUGGACACGCUGCAGGCCCCCCGGCAGCGCACCGGCGAGCCGGGCAGGAAGAACGCGGGCGCCAGCGACGUGACGGUGCACACAGUGCGGUACGUCGUCGAGGCCAGCUGGGACGGCAUCAGCGGCACCGAGAAGACGACGGAGGCGAAGAUCUCGUCCGACCCGGAGGAAGAGGGCAUGGAGGAGUGCCUCUUGAGGCAGCAGCUCCUGCUGCAGGCGCACCCCAGCGCGCACACCGUGCUCCUCCGCGUGCUGCGGGUCGACGGCGAGCCUGGGCCCGGCGCAGCCCUCGUCGGGGAGCUGAGGCUGGACGCGGCGAACCUCGGUGCCGCGGGCUGGCAUGCGCUCGCGGGGGUCAGCGGCGGCAGCGACGGCAGAAUCAGGCUGUGCCUCGUCGCGCCGGUGACGGGCCCGGGCACGGACGAGGAGCACGCCGCGGCCACGAGGAUCCAGGCCAGGCUCCGCGGGAAGAAGGCGCGCAAGACGGUCAUGCUGAUGAAGGGUCUCGCGGACGACCUAGAGCAGACGCUUCGGACCUCGAGCAUCUGGGCGCAGCUGGACAAGCUGCAGGCCCCACGGCAGCGUACUAACGAGCCGGGCAGGUACGUCGUCGAGAUCAGCUGGGACGGCAUCAGCGGCACAGAGAGGACGACGGAGGCGAAGGUCUCAUUCGACCAGGAGGACGGGGGCAUGGAGGAGUGCCUCGUGAGGCAGCAGCUCCUGCUGCGGGCGCAUCCAAGCGCGCACACCGUGCUCCUCCGCGUGCUGCGGGUCGACGGCGAGCCUGGGCCGGGCGCAGCCCUCGUCGGGGAGUUGAGGCUGGACGCGGCGAACCUCGGUGCCGCGGACUGGCAUGCGCUCGCGGGGGGCAGCGGCGGCAGCGACGGCAGGAUCAGGCUGUGCCUCGUCGCGCCGCGGACGGGCCCGGGCACGGACGAGGAGCACGCCGCGGCCACGAGGAUCCAGGCCAGGCUCCGCGGGAAGCAGGCGCGCAAGACGGUCCUGCUCAUGAAGGGCAUCCCCGCGGACCCGGCGCAGGCGCCGCGGAGCUCCGCGCGCGCGCCGACGCGGGGCGCGGACGGCCACGACGAGCGGGCCGCGCCAGACCCGGCGCGGGCGCUCCGCGGCUCGGCAGCCCAGGCGCCCGCGCAGGAUCUGGACGAGGACGACACGCCCCAGGCCUCGACGCGCACGCCGGCGCAUGCUGCCUCAGACCCGGCGCGGGCGAGCAGGGGCUCGGCGCGGGCGCCGAGCGGCGCCGGCGUGCGCUUCGGGCCCGACUCGGGCGGCGAGGCGGCGGCCGGGGCCUCGACGCGCCCGCGGGCGGAGGCCGCUUCGGGCCCGGCACGGGCGGGCAGAAGUUCGGCGCGGCACACGCGGCUCGAGGGCGUGGACGAUGGGGAUGCAGGAAGCGAGGGAGAUCGGGGGUGGGCAGACCUCCUGCCCUGACACGUCGACUAAGGAAUUGGCCGGUUCGCGAGAGGGCGUCGCGGCCGUCAUUUUUGCGGGUCCAGGUCCGUCGGUUUCGGUCCCAGGCCGUUUUCACUGAGGGGAGGUCUACGAAAGGGAGGCUUGUCCACCGCCGAGGAGACACAACCACAGAAGCAGAAGUGUUCGGAGCCCCGCGCGGACCUCUCGGAUCGGCGCUGGGGCCCCCCUGCUGGCGCCUCGGGCGCCGCCCUCGGCGCGUCCCGCACGCCAGGGAGGGGGGGUCCAGCGCGGAUCCAAAAAAUCUGCGCGGACCUCCGAAAGUUCGUGUUUACGCCAUCUGCCAUCUGUUGCUCCUCUAAGAAGCCCGGGCGCAGACGAUCGGGAGUUGUUGGACGUCCAGCGUGCACGGCGUCGACGAUCAGGAGGAGGGGCUUCGGAGCUCGCUGCUGGCGGAGGGUCCGCGGGGUCGGGAGUCGCAGCAUCGAGUCGUCUGAUCCGAUCGCUGUGGCGGUCUCGCUCGCCCCCCCCAAAAAAUAUGCACACAGGCGCCCUCCAAUGGAUGAUAUUAUUGGGCCUCGGGAAAGGGUGGCGGCGAGUGCAUCACCACUGGGAGCCAGCGAUGUUAUACGCCGCCGCCCUCCCUGAAGGUACGCACAAAAUUCGUCCAAGGGUGUUUGUACAUAUAUUGCCGUGGCGUGCCUCGUCCCUCAUCGCCCCCCUCCCCAGACAUCCGGAGCCGUGGCUGUCUUGGCAUGGGCCCUCGGAGUGCUCGACCUCGUCCCAGGCACCGUCUCUGACUGUCCCGGGGCCUGGCGCGGAGGCCCAGUGACUCAGGGGCGGCCUGACCGCCCCCUGGCAAACCAUCCCUUUCCGUGACUUCCCCUUCAGCUCGCCCCAAGACGCAAGUAUCAUGGCGCC
This is a messenger RNA of Prorocentrum cordatum, 2659 nucleotides long. The record is from the annotation of a GenBank genome assembly. NCBI's taxonomy places the organism in Eukaryota, Dinophyceae, Prorocentrales, Prorocentraceae.